This is a messenger RNA of Lycium barbarum (goji berry), 1724 nucleotides long. RefSeq names its product GDSL esterase/lipase At4g16230-like. Gene Ontology annotation, molecular function: hydrolase activity, acting on ester bonds. The record is from RefSeq and is a predicted model, not a curated record. Bases 251 to 1384 code for a protein of 377 amino acids. NCBI's taxonomy places the organism in Eukaryota, Viridiplantae, Streptophyta, Magnoliopsida, Solanales, Solanaceae. The transcript has 4 exons.
UACCAAUUUACUAUACUUAGCUAGGUAGAGAGAGUGUAAAAGAAAAAAAAAAUUAAUUUAGAAUUGAAAAAACAGGAGGCAACAAUUCCAAAGUUAGUUACUGUUCAAUUUUAACUUGUCAUUGUAGUAUUUUAUUCUUAUCCAUUUAAAGUAGCGGUACUCAAUUUUUUUGACUUCUCUAUAAAAAGGAACACAAACACAACAGGAAAGAAGGAAAAACAAAACAAACAAAAAAGAAACUAGUCAAAGCAUGAUGUCUCAAAAGGCAAAAACUCCAAAUAUUCUUCUCAUCUUAAGCUUCAUAUUCUCAUAUUUUGCUCUAUGCAACUGUGAAUGCAAAUUUGCAGUAACAAAUGAAACCACAAAAAUCAGAGGAAUGUUUGUAUUUGGUAGCUCAUUGGUUGAUAAUGGGAAUAACAACUUCCUUGAAAAAUGUAAGGCAAAGGCAAAUCACUUGCCAUAUGGAGUAGAUUAUGUAAAAGGACCAACAGGAAGAUUUACCAAUGGGAAAAAUGUGAUUGAUCUUCUUGGUGAUCAUCUAAAGCUUCCAACAAUUCCUACAUUCAAAGAUCUUACAACUAAAGGGAACAUGAUUUUACAUGGUGUCAGUUUUGCUUCUGGUGGUUCUGGCAUUCUUGAUGAAACUGGUGCUGUUUCUGGGGAAGUGAUGAGCAUGAAUGAACAAAUCAGAAACUUAGAGAAUGUGACAGUGCCUGAGUUGGAAAAGCAACUUGGAUGCAACAGCAAAGAAGCACUGGGAAAUUACCUGUUCGUGGUGGGAACUGGAGGAAAUGACUUUUCAUUAAACUACUUCUUGAAUUUUCCACACAACAAUGCUACUCUUACAGCCUUCAUUUCUAAGUUGAUUACUGGACUCUCUCAACAGUUCCAGAGGUUGUACGACUUGGGAGCAAGGAAAUUUGUGGUAAUGUCAGUAUAUCCUAAUGGGUGCAGCCCAAUGGUUCUGGCUAGAGUUCCCAUUCCCAUGCGCACUGGCUGCUUUGAACCAGUAAAUGUGCCUUUACAUCUCUACAACACUAUCUUAAGGAGCUUUCUUGAUGAGCUAAUGCAAAAGAUGCCUGGUUCUAAGUUUGUCUAUGUCAAUGUCUACAAGAUCAUUAGGGAUGUCAUACUAACUCCUUCUCAAUAUGGUUUUGAUAAUACCAAAAAUCCUUGCUGUGAAGUUACAACCAUAGAGGAAGGUGGGAAUGAAACUUUGUGCAAAAAUGGAGGGCAUUCUUGUUCAAAUAGGGCCAAAUUUGUCUGGUUUGAUGGCUUGCAUCCCACAGAAGCUGUGAAUAUUGUGCUUGCUAACAAGGCCUUUGCUUCUGAUCUUGAUUGUGAAGUCCACCCUACAAAUAUUAAAAAACUCAUGGAAGAGUAAAUUGAUUAAUAUGGAUUCGUGUUCUUAUUGGUGUAGAAAUGUAUUUUAGAACGAUGGUUGCAAUAUGUAGGACCCAUUUUUUUUUUUUUAAGCUUAGCUAGAGCUUUUGGAAAUUUGGUGGUUAACUUCACAAGAGAUCUCUAUGUUAAAACUUAAGAGAUCGAUAGGAUAAAACAUACAAAUCAUUUUCUUGUUUUCAUAUUGUAAAUGGUUAUUUUGUAUAAUUUCCUCAUUCUGAAACUGCUAUGAGAUUUUGGUGGUAAUUAUGCUUGUAGUUAUAUGUCCCGUUUCACAAGAGAUCUCUAUAAGAGAUUGAUAAAAUAAAAUACAAGAAAUCUUU